Messenger RNA from Acomys russatus (golden spiny mouse), 2283 nucleotides. RefSeq names its product prolyl endopeptidase (gene Prep). Gene Ontology annotation, molecular function: serine-type endopeptidase activity; oligopeptidase activity. The transcript has 15 exons. Bases 100 to 2232 code for a protein of 710 amino acids. The record is from RefSeq and is a predicted model, not a curated record. NCBI's taxonomy places the organism in Eukaryota, Metazoa, Chordata, Mammalia, Rodentia, Muridae. Gene Ontology annotation, cellular component: cytosol. Gene Ontology annotation, biological process: proteolysis.
CCCGCCUGCUGCUCGCCCGCCCGCCCUCCCGCCGUCCACCGCCGCAGUCCGCACCCAGCCUCGCCCGCAGCCCCCUGCAGCCCGCGCCCGCCUCCGGCCAUGCUGUCCUUCCAGUACCCCGACGUGUACCGCGACGAGACCUCCGUACAGGAUUAUCAUGGACAUAAAAUCUGUGAUCCGUAUGCUUGGCUGGAAGACCCAGACAGCGAGCAGACAAAGGCAUUCGUGGAGGCGCAGAACAAGAUCACAGUGCCGUUUCUCGAGCAGUGUCCAAUCAGGGGUUUAUACAAGGAGAGAAUGACUGAACUGUACGACUACCCCAAGUACAGCUGCCACUUCAAGAAAGGCAAGCGGUAUUUUUAUUUUUACAAUACAGGUUUGCAGAACCAACGGGUGUUAUAUGUGCAAGGCUCUUUAGAGGGGGAAGCCAGAGUGUUCCUGGACCCCAACACUCUCUCAGAUGACGGCACAGUAGCACUCCGAGGUUAUGCCUUCAGUGAAGACGGUGAAUAUUUUGCGUAUGGUCUAAGUGCCAGUGGCUCAGAUUGGGUGACGAUCAAGUUCAUGAAAGUUGAUGGUGCCAAGGAGCUUCCUGACGUGCUGGAGAGAGUGAAGUUCACCUGCAUGGCCUGGACGCACGACGGGAAGGGCAUGUUCUACAACUCGUACCCGCAGCAGGAUGGGAAGAGCGAUGGCACGGAGACAUCCACCAAUCUCCACCAAAAGCUCUGCUACCACGUCUUGGGAACGGACCAGUCAGAAGAUAUUUUGUGUGCCGAAUUCCCCGAUGAGCCUAAAUGGAUGGGGGGAGCCGAGCUAUCCGAUGAUGGCCGCUAUGUCCUGCUGUCCAUCUGGGAGGGAUGUGACCCGGUAAACCGACUGUGGUACUGCGACCUCCAGCAGGAAUCCAAUGGUAUCACAGGAAUCCUGAAGUGGGUAAAACUGAUAGACAACUUUGAAGGAGAAUAUGACUACGUAACCAACGAGGGCACAGUGUUCACAUUCAAGACGAACCGCAAUUCCCCUAAUUAUCGCCUGAUCAACAUCGACUUCACGGACCCUGACGAGUCUAAGUGGAGGGUGCUUGUCCCAGAGCACGAGAAAGACGUCUUAGAGUGGGUGGCUUGUGUCAGGUCCAACUUCCUGGUCUUGUGCUACCUCCAUGACGUGAAGAACACCCUGCAGCUUCACGACCUGACUACCGGUGCUUUCCUCAAGACCUUCCCGCUGGACGUGGGCAGCGUGGUGGGGUACAGUGGCCGCAAGAAGGACUCGGAGAUCUUCUACCAGUUCACAUCCUUUUUGUCGCCAGGUGUCAUUUACCACUGCGAUCUUACCAAAGAGGAACUGGAGCCCAUGGUUUUCCGAGAGGUGACAGUGAAGGGAAUCGAUGCUUCUGAUUACCAGACAAUCCAGGUUUUCUACCCUAGCAAGGAUGGCACAAAGAUUCCAAUGUUUAUUGUGCAUAAGAAGGGCAUAAAGUUGGAUGGUUCACACCCUGCUUUCCUAUAUGGCUAUGGUGGCUUCAACAUCUCCAUCACACCCAACUACAGCGUGUCCAGGCUCAUUUUUGUGAGACACAUGGGAGGCGUCCUCGCGGUGGCUAACAUCAGAGGCGGUGGUGAAUAUGGAGAGACGUGGCACAAAGGAGGUAUCUUGGCCAACAAGCAGAACUGCUUUGACGACUUCCAGUGCGCUGCUGAGUAUCUCAUCAAGGAAGGGUACACAUCUCCUAAGAGGCUCACAAUCAACGGCGGUUCCAACGGAGGCCUCCUCGUGGCUGCUUGUGCUAAUCAACGCCCAGACCUCUUCGGUUGUGUUAUCGCCCAGGUUGGAGUGAUGGACAUGUUGAAGUUCCACAAAUUUACUAUUGGCCAUGCCUGGACCACUGACUAUGGGUGCUCAGACAGUAAACAACACUUUGAAUGGCUUCUCAAAUAUUCACCCCUGCACAACGUGAAGCUUCCGGACGCGGACGACAUCCAGUACCCAUCCAUGCUGCUGCUCACUGCUGACCACGACGACCGCGUGGUCCCGCUGCACUCUCUGAAGUUCAUCGCCACGCUGCAGUACAUCGUGGGCCGCAGCCGGAAGCAGAGCAACCCGCUGCUCAUCCACGUGGACACCAAGGCUGGCCACGGAGCCGGGAAACCCACCGCCAAAGUGAUAGAAGAAGUCUCAGAUAUGUUUGCGUUCAUAGCGCGGUGCCUGAACAUUGAGUGGAUCCAGUAAAUGGGCCUUUUAGCUCCUCCCACCAGCCACAGACAACCACAAGGGCUUUCA